UUCGCAAAAGCAAUCGCAUUAUCCACGUUUUCACGAUCUAUUUAGAAUCACAUGGGUAAUGGUAGUGUGUUACUUCGUACGUCCCCGCAUUAUCAUCUCAUCUCCGUAGGAUAUCCCUCGGACUCGCAACUACCGUCGCAUACCGACAACGCAACCAUAAGAACAAUCUACCGGAAAGAAAUACAAUACAUUGAAUUGACUUCUAUCAAUAUCGUCCAGCAACAUUUCAUGCGAUGUCCCGUCCCCCUAGUUUCAGUCUCGACUCUGAUUCGCAUUCAAACCACACCGAUUCUAUAUCUAUUCGUGAUCCGCUCUUCCACCUCUGCUGGAGAAGACAAUCAUGCCAACAUUGUCUAAAGGGUGAUCAACAAUGUAGCUGGUGUCCUAUAUCGCAAACUUGCGCCCCCAACCCAAGCCACUUCCCAAUCCUCUCCCCUAUAAGCUCCGAAAAUAUCUGUCCGCUCGGAUACAAAGAGCGCUGGGAGAUAAGGACCACGGGGCUCGGAUGUAAUGUCAGUAGCAUUACGUUCUUGACCGCGGUUGUGGCUGUUUUGUCGACGCUUGUGGGCAUCGGGUUGGCUUAUGGGGCUGUUUGGGGCGGGAAGAAGGUUGUCGGAUGGUGGCGGGAGAGGGAAGGAAGGUCAGAAGGUAGUAGAGGCAGCGGAGGAUUGAGGGGGAAGUUCCUGGGGGUUUUGGGGAUGAUGAGUCGUCGUGGUCGGAGGCUUAGUGGUAGUGGUGAUGAGGGAUUAAAUGAGGAUCGGGAAUAUGAGGAGGGGAGGCCGUUGUUGGGAUGACAUGCUACACAUUUAAACACAAUAUGUACUUAUAAAGAAAUGG
Messenger RNA from Aspergillus glaucus CBS 516.65, 837 nucleotides. RefSeq lists its product as uncharacterized. NCBI's taxonomy places the organism in Eukaryota, Fungi, Ascomycota, Eurotiomycetes, Eurotiales, Aspergillaceae. The transcript is spliced from 2 exons. Bases 234 to 794 code for a protein of 186 amino acids. The record is from RefSeq and is a predicted model, not a curated record.